Messenger RNA from Trichoderma harzianum CBS 226.95, 348 nucleotides. RefSeq lists its product as hypothetical. The annotation marks the transcript as partial. The record is from RefSeq and is a predicted model, not a curated record. The transcript has a single exon. Lineage: Eukaryota; Fungi; Ascomycota; Sordariomycetes; Hypocreales; Hypocreaceae.
CUUCGCUGUAGCAAAGGAAGAAAAUACGUCUUACAGCAGAAAGCUGAUCUUCCUGAUAGCCGCCGUCGCCGUAAGACAAGCUCCCAUAUGACGAGCUGCUCCUAUAUGCUCCGGCUCAGCCGUCUUUACGCCGGCGGUCCUUGGGCUAUCUUUCGUAACGAGGCCGACAGCGCCAAUGAAUACAAUUACGAAUUGCUUGCCCCCUCGGUGUAUUUACGAGUCAGGAGGAUAGCCGUUGAAAAGAGAAAAGCUGCUAUCAUCUCCUCUUACAAAUCUGGAGUCAGACCUAUUCAGAUUCUUACACAAAUUCAACAUAAAGUUUAUUCGUUUUAUACGUGCUGUCUAUGA